Molecule: messenger RNA, 333 nt
Organism: Blastomyces dermatitidis ER-3
Lineage: Eukaryota; Fungi; Ascomycota; Eurotiomycetes; Onygenales; Ajellomycetaceae
Exons: 2
Coding region: 1-333 (110 amino acids)
Source: RefSeq, a predicted model, not a curated record
AUGUCAUUUCUCUUCAAAUAUUCUGCAGUUCUGCAGACCAUCAAGCAGGAGCUGGCAGAGAAGAAGAGAAUUGAGGCCUUAUUCAGGUCUCAAAUAUGCUUCAUGAUUCAGAAUAUUGAGAAGACAGCUCUACUCUCUGAGCAUGUCAAUCUACUUAUCACUGAGAUGGAACCCGAGGCAGCAGAUCAGAAAAUGCGGGAUUUUGAGAUGCAGGUUAAUCUGGCUGAGAGAGAGCAGCAGAAACCCUUCUCUGAGAAGACAGUAAAGAGAGAUUUUGAGAUGAUUAUUAUCUCAGAUGAGAAGAAGAAGAAGAAGAAGAAAGAUAAGAAGUAA